AGGGAGAGAGAGAGAGAGAGAGAGAGAGAGAGAGAGAGAGAACAUAAAAGAGAAGUGGGGAACCUAAUCCAAGAGAAAACAAUUACAGUGAAACCCAUCAUUGCAAUUCAUAAAACCACUCCAUCUCCCACUUCUUUCAACAUUCUCAUUCUCACAGCCCAAAAAAUGGAGCUCAAUAAGCUGCAGAGAGCUUCAGUAAUAGCAGCAUUAGUGUUAUUCCUUGUUUUAGUUAUGAUGGGCAAUUUCACUAGUGCAGAAAGAGGACUGAAAGAGCAAAAACCACUAGUUUUGGUUGAGAAAGAAACGAACAAGCCUGGUUUUCUAGUGAAAAUGUCUAAUUUCCUUUGGCAGAGUGACAAGACUUCUUAUGAGCCUGUUUGGCCGGAGAUGGAGUUUGGUUGGAAGAUCGUUGUAGGAUCAAUAGUUGGAUUCUUUGGUGCAGCAUUGGGUAGCGUUGGUGGAGUUGGAGGUGGUGGAAUUUUUGUGCCAAUGCUCACUUUGAUCAUUGGCUUUGAUCCCAAGUCUUCUACAGCCAUCUCUAAAUGUAUGAUCAUGGGUGCUGCAGGAUCAACAGUAUAUUAUAACCUGAGGCUUAGGCAUCCAACACUGGACAUGCCCCUCAUAGACUAUGACCUGGCAUUGCUUUUUCAACCCAUGCUUAUGCUAGGAAUCAGCAUUGGAGUAGCAUUCAAUGUCAUGUUUGCUGAUUGGAUGGUCACAGUUCUGCUUAUUAUUCUCUUCAUAGGUACGUCAACUAAAGCUUUAUUCAAAGGCAUAGACACAUGGAAGAAAGAAACAAAGAUGAAGAAGGAAGCAGCCAAGCAAUUGGAAUCAGAGUCCAAACCAGGUGAUGGUGAGGGACAAGAUUACAAGCCCCUGCCAAGCGGACCAGCUGCACUGACAAAUGAUGACGAGGAGGUCUCCCUAUUGCAAAAUAUUUACUGGAAAGAGUUAGCCCUGCUAGUGUAUGUAUGGGUGGGCUUUCUGGCAGUUCAAAUCGUUAAGUCAUACGUUAAAACGUGCUCCAUCACGUACUGGGUUCUGAACGCAUUGCAGGUACCAAUUGCUGCCUCAGUUACACUUUUUGAAGCCAUAUGCUUGCGCAAAGGGACCAGGGUGAUAGCUUCCAAAGGAAAGGAAGUCACAAACUGGAAGUUUCUUCAGAUUUUGCUUUACUGUUCAUGUGGGAUAGUGGCUGGCAUGGUGGGUGGACUUCUUGGGCUAGGAGGUGGCUUCAUCUUGGGACCUCUUUUCCUUGAAUUAGGAAUUCCUCCUCAGGUGGCAAGCGCAACGUCAACCUUUUCAAUGGUAUUCUCAUCUUCAAUGUCAGUUGUUCAGUACUACCUUAUCAAUCGUUUUCCAGUCCCGUAUGCUGCUUAUUUUGUUUUGAUUGCAACAAUUGCUGCCUUGGCUGGCCAGCACGUAGUCAGAAAGAUCAUUGCUCUUCUUGGAAGAGCAUCAAUAAUCAUCUUCAUACUGGCUUUGACAAUUUUUGUGAGCGCAAUCAGCUUAGGUGGAGUGGGAAUAGCAGACAUGGUUGAGAAGCUGGAGAAUGAAGAGUACAUGGGAUUUCAAAAUCUGUGUUACCAGUGACCAGGUUCAAUUGUAUCAGAAUAGCAGAGUGGGAUUUUUCUCAGCCGAUGACAGCUAAAUUAAUCCACCCUACUACAAACUGCUACAUAGUCUUCAAUUUCUCCAUUUAUUAAUUUUCAAGUAAAGAUACAUAUAUAAGUCAUUGAACAUUUCUUUAUUGUGUGUACAAGUAUCAUCUAAAACUACCCCAGCUGAGCUUCUUCAUGUUUUCUCUUGCAUCGCAUUAGUAAUGUUAAUUUCUUCUAUAACAAUUUUUGCAACAAAGCUGCAUUCCAUGAA
Molecule: messenger RNA, 1872 nt
Organism: Hevea brasiliensis (rubber tree)
Lineage: Eukaryota; Viridiplantae; Streptophyta; Magnoliopsida; Malpighiales; Euphorbiaceae
Product: sulfite exporter TauE/SafE family protein 3
Exons: 12
Coding region: 166-1593 (475 amino acids)
Biological process (GO): protein ubiquitination
Cellular component (GO): membrane; Cul4A-RING E3 ubiquitin ligase complex
Source: RefSeq, a predicted model, not a curated record